AUGGCACAUGAUGAUGAUGAUGAUGGCGACGAUGGUGAUGAUGAUGCUGAGGUUAUUCCGAAGGCUGAGAGCGAGGCUUCAUCCUCCGAGCAAGAAAUCCAUGAAAAGGAAGAAGUGGAUGAUUUCACACGAGUGACACCUAAGCUUCUCAAAGUAGUGUCGGCAUUGGACAUAGGACAAUCUCUGUCAAAAGAAAUCUCUCUUAUACAUAUAGGGGGAGACACUGAUGAUAGUACGGAUGAAGCUGAUGACAUGGAAGUUUAUAAAGAAUGGAUGGAAUAUGCCGAAGAAGAGCAAGGCCCUGAGUCGGCCGAAGAAGGAUUCCACACAAUGGAGUGGGUAAACAACAUUGGGAAUGAUAAUAGUGAUGAUCCCACCGAUCUCAUCCAACCAAUUUUGUUGAGUGACGAUGAAAGUAGAGAUGAUGAGGAGAUAUCAUCCCCUGAAGCUCCAAGAGGAGAAUGGACUGUGUCUAGAGAAGACUUUGAUCGUUGGAGCAUGAGUAUCUUUUAUCAGACGUCAGACAUACUAGACAUCACCACUAAUACUCAGGAAAUCCUCUACAAGGCCACUUCCCUAUUCCCGAAUUUGGUGUGCAGUAGUUUUGCAACACGAUGUGAAAGGCUAGUAAUGCCAAACGAAAAUGACAUACUUGCUCGGACUCUACAUAAGUUAAAGAAUAUGGCUUGGCUGGCCAAUGCCCUGGCACAUGAUCUUUUCAGAGACCCUCCAGAAGAUCUUGCACUCUUCUUGGAUACUCUAUCAUACCCCGAACCUCUAAGGAGAAGUGAAGUGUGGGAAGCAUGGGUCAAUGACAUCAAUCUGGGAGAAUCUCACAUUGACCCGACAGAUAACAUCCAUCCUAUGGAGAUUGACAAUGGAGAGGACUCAGGAAGAGAAGAUUCAUCCAAAGAAAAUGAAAGCGAACAGGAAUUUGGACCCAGAGAGUUAGACGAUGAAGAGUCAGAACGGUGGGAAGAAUCUGAAGAAGAGAGUUCUGAUGAAAGGGAAGAGCCUUAUCGGCCGGUGACAUGUCUUGACAAGUACGAGAAUAUUUGUGGGCCAACACCAUAG
This is a messenger RNA of Telopea speciosissima, 1074 nucleotides long. RefSeq names its product something about silencing protein 10-like. NCBI's taxonomy places the organism in Eukaryota, Viridiplantae, Streptophyta, Magnoliopsida, Proteales, Proteaceae. The record is from RefSeq and is a predicted model, not a curated record. Bases 1 to 1074 code for a protein of 357 amino acids. The transcript has 2 exons.